Exophiala spinifera is the source of this 1761-nucleotide messenger RNA. RefSeq lists its product as uncharacterized. Bases 1 to 1761 code for a protein of 586 amino acids. Lineage: Eukaryota; Fungi; Ascomycota; Eurotiomycetes; Chaetothyriales; Herpotrichiellaceae. The transcript is spliced from 2 exons. The record is from RefSeq and is a predicted model, not a curated record.
AUGUCGAUCUGCCCAGACAACUCGACAGAAUGUCUUCUUCGAGCCCUUGUCUCUGAGGUCAAUGCUAGCCGUGCCUUGCUAGAAGACAUUCUUGACUCUACCUCUCAUUUCAACUGGGACCCCCUGAAUUUUGCCUUUACUGCAGCCAUUGGCGCACUCGCCCUGAUUAUUGCUUGUAUCACCGUUUUUCAAAGUCUCCUUGCGGCUGGUCCCGGACGGAUCAAGGCCAGUAAACUUGCCAUCGGUCCUUAUGCAGCGAGCGCGAAAUCACGUUUUGACUACACCGAGCUUUCGCUACGCACAGUGGUCUAUGUGCCUUCGAUCAAUCACGUGAAUGAGAUAUACCAGGUGGAUAGAGCCAUCCCCGACCACGCUUGCUGUAGCAAGUAUGAUCCAUCUGCCGGCAAAAGCGAAUCCUCUGCGUCAUGGCUUAGACUUCUCGUCGAAUUGGGUCUUUCAGACCCACGGCUGUGGACAGUAGUUGCGCGUCAAACUGACGUUCUCCCAGCAGACAUAUCAGCAGCGCCUGCGGCAGGUUCGGUGCGCUUUCUCGCACAUUUGGCCGCCGUCGCGGAUGAAAAUUGCACAAUCGAGCGACAUCCCAAUGGCCGUUUCGUCACAGUUAUCGGACAGGCAUCGCAACUCACAUUUCGCGACCAUCCUGUACUGGGGUCAGUCGCUAUGUACGAGACCUAUCGAGAAAGCCCGAGCUAUGCCCGAAGGCACGUGAAGAAGACGAUGACAGAGUAUCGCCCCGUCACCGGCAUACGUGAUCGGCACAGUAUUGGGAUCAUGGAAACAGCCGGUAUGCUGAAUCUUUCCCAUGGCCUUGUUAAAUGCCGUCACCUUGGGUAUGCCGUCACGGAAGGAUUGAUACAACUCAGCUUUGGACUGUUGCUGCAAAGGCUCACAUCGCAUUGCACACAUGGACAUCUGAGUGACAAUCCUGCCUCUAUCCUCUUUGGCAGUCGAGGCACAAAUGGAGUCAGGCGCGCCAGGGGCUACAUGUACUUUUUGCUCUUCUUCACCUCUGUACUGUCUGUGGUCCGCGCAUUCCCUUCGGGACUCCUCAAGCUCCCAGAAGCAAUUCGUGAUAUCAGUCGCCUCAUUCCAGCUUGGACCACCUCACCGAACGAUGUCAUUUUUGAGAUCAACAACGUUGUUCGCACAUACGGCGGUAAUUUCCAGGAGAUACCGAUGGCAGCAUAUACUUUCUACAUCCUUGGCGCAAGGGCGCGGCACUAUUCUCAUUCUGAAUGGCUUGAAGAUCCUCCAGGCGCUGGAUGGUGCACUAAUAGCAUGCACAGUGACUUUCGCAAAGAUGAAGAUGAUCUCGUGUACGGCGAGGAAGUCAUACAGUUGUGUUUCCAAUGGGCCAGCCUUAUCAAUGUGCAGAACAAGAGCUUGAAGGAAUUCCUACCCGAAAAAGAACAGCUCCUGGCGUCUUUGUAUCUCGUUGAUGACUGGCUCCGACGUCGUAACAAGGAUGACAUUAUCUGCGCCGCACUGUUCUUAAUACAGGACACUGCAGUAGAACGAGAACUCCGGUCAUCCCAGCUGUCAUCUCCGGCGAUUGACUUGAGAGCUUCCCAGGUUUCGCAGAACGACAUCUCGGAGCAAGUCGAUAUAGCAAGAUUACGUCCCAUGCAGGUCAUGUUGACAUAUCGGGCAAUUCUACUAGGGGCUCUUCUCGAACUCAGUACAGACACCAGCUGUAUCGUGGACGAAAGUUUUCAAGAUACAAUCGUUAAGAUUCUUUGA